AUGGCAGAUCGCAUCGCAAUCAUGGGACCCGGAGCCGUGGGCAGCUAUGUCGGCGCUUUCCUGGUCCAGGCUGGCGACGACGACAUCACUUUUAUUGAUAUGUGGCCCGAGCACGUUGAAAAAAUGCGCACCGUGGGUCUGCGCGCCAGUGGCAGUCAGGGCGACUUCACCGUCCCCGUCAACGCCAUGCACCUCACCGAGGCGCAAAACAUCACCGAACCAUUCGACUACGCGUUCAUCACCGUCAAGUCGUACGACACCGAAUGGGCCACCCAUUUCAUCAAGCGCUACGUCAAGGACGAUGGAGCCUUCGUUUCUAUCCAGAACUGCUGGAACGACCCGACCAUUGCUUCCAUCGUGGGUCCAGAGCGCCAGUUGGGUUGUAUCGCCUCUCACAUCGAGGUUGCCCUCUGGGAGCCCGGCCACGUCAAUCGGGGCGGAGAACCCGGACGCGAACAAGGCCACACCGUGUUUCGCGUGGGUGAAAACAGCGGGCAGGUUACAGAGCGUGCCAAGGCCAUCGUCGCCAAGCUUGACAAUAUCGAUGCCGCCUACGCCACCGAUAACCUGUGGGGGGAGCGGUGGGCCAAACUCUGCCAGAACGGCAUGGGUAACGCCAUCUCUGCCAUGAGCAAACUGGGCAGCCAGGAAAUGGCCGAAGAUGCUCGCAUUCGACGCAUCCGCAUCCAGCUGGCCAAAGAAGGCACUCAGGUCGGCCUCGCCCAGGGCCUCAAGGUCGUGGACAUCAACGGCAUCCCCGCCGAAUUCUGGGCUGACGCCGACAAGGGCGACGUUUUCGAAGAACUGGAUGGGAGACUGUCGGAGUCCGGCGGGCGGGUUAACUGGCUGGCUUCCAUGGCCCAGGACGUCCACAAGGGCCGCAAGUCCGAAGUAGACUUUAUGAACGGUCUCAUCUGCGACAAGGGCCGUGAAACCGGCGUCGCCACCCCUUACCACGACGCCAUCGUCGAAGCCAUGCGGUUGGUGGACAACAAAUCCAUUGUCGCCGGUCCCGAAAACGUUGACCGUGUCGUUCGCGCCAUCGGAGAUCAAUAG
This is a messenger RNA of Geodia barretti, 1056 nucleotides long. The record is from the annotation of a GenBank genome assembly. NCBI's taxonomy places the organism in Eukaryota, Metazoa, Porifera, Demospongiae, Tetractinellida, Geodiidae.